Molecule: messenger RNA, 1067 nt
Organism: Phyllotreta striolata
Lineage: Eukaryota; Metazoa; Arthropoda; Insecta; Coleoptera; Chrysomelidae
Source: the annotation of a GenBank genome assembly
AAAGGCAUGUAUAGACUAUAUAAAACUACCUACUUUCUUAUUCUAGGAUAUUCUAUUACCUAAAUUUUAGCCAUUAAGUUUUGUCGGAAUGUGAAACAACUGAUGAAAACCUGUAGAAUUUAUUUAGAAGCAUAAAGUAAUUUGAGAAUAUAUUUCAGUAUUCUUUCGACUGGAGCUUGCCGAUCAUUUUCAAAAUAAUGGCAACAAUUCAAGUCAUCGCCUUUCAAGUCGUAAUAGCACCAUGCGUUGUUGGUACUGAUUUGUUGUUCAUUAGUAUCGGUACUUGCAUAGUGUUUCAAUAUCGUCUCCUUCAACAGUGUUUACUGAAAUACUGUACCCCUGAAAUGAUUGUUAUCAACAAGAAAAUACAGAAUUUGGGAAACGAUACCUAUAAUAAUAAUGAAAGAAAGCAGUACUUUAUUACAUGUGUUAAACAUCACCAAAUGCUUCAAAGGACUACGAAUUUAAUGAACAAAAUUUUUAAUGUACUUAUGCUGUUCCAGUUGAGUAGUACUAUUGGUGGUAUUUGCUUGCCUCUAACAUUAAUCGCACAAACUGAUAAUUCCAUAAGUCAAUUAUACACUGCAUUGAUUGCGGUACUGUCACUAUUUAACCAAUUAUUGAUUUACUGUAUAACUGGCGAAAUGAUAAGUCAUGAGGCACAAUUGCUACACCAUUUCAUUUACCAAUCUAACUGGACAAACUUAAAAAUCAAGUAUCAAAGAGAUUUAAUAUUUUUCAUACAACACGCACAGAGAGUUCCACAAAUAAGUGCGUUUAACAUUUUUCAUUUUAAUAUGGAAACAUAUUUAAAGGUAUCAAGGAUGUCGUUUUCAUUAUACACAUUUUUAAAAACAGUCGCUUACAAAUAAUUCUAUUUAAGCGUUACCAGCAUUGGUAAUAGAAGAUUAAGAUUUUAUCUAAUUGUAGCUGAGCUCUUCGGUUGGCUCUAUACACGCAUUAAUUGCUUAAAUUAUAUUUGUACUUUUAUCACCUAAUUUCAAUAAACAUUAAUUGUUCAAUAAAAAUAAUAAAAGGUAUUUCCCGAUUCCUCACUUUAAACCCGU